This is a messenger RNA of Candidula unifasciata, 847 nucleotides long. Lineage: Eukaryota; Metazoa; Mollusca; Gastropoda; Stylommatophora; Geomitridae. The record is from the annotation of a GenBank genome assembly.
AUGGAGCCUCCCAUGGAGCUUCUAGAGGCAGAAGCAGGCAUGUUAUUAAAGUCUAGAUCAACAGUUACUGAUGCUAUCAUUGAUCUCGCUGGAGGAACAUUAGGUGGUAUCACCAGUGUCUAUGUUGGACAGCCAUUGGACACCGUCAAAGUGAAGAUGCAGACAUUUCCAACAUUGUACACAAAUGGACUUAAUUGCUUCAUGCAGACUUUCAGACAGGACGGUAUUGCACGAGGUCUUUAUGCCGGAACAUUGCCCUCUUUGGCUGCCAAUGUCUCGGAGAAUGCCGUUUUAUUCUGUUUUUAUGGUGUAUGCCAGAAGCUGGUAGCUAAAGUUGUUGGUGGUAAAGAGGUGAAAUCAUUGAAUCCCCUGGAGAAUGCAGUGUCUGGAGGAAUGGCUGCAUUUUUUUCAUCGUUCGCCUUGUGUCCCACAGAGCUGAUCAAAUGCAGGCUUCAGGCAAUGAGGGAGAUGGCCACCAAGGGACAGGUGGAGGGUGGACUAGACAGGCUUAAAAUUGGUCCAUUUGGCCUGACAAAGGAAAUUUUACAAAGGGAAGGUUUUCGGGGGCUUUUUAAAGGUCUGACAGCCACAUUUAUGAGAGAAAUGCCCGGCUACUUUUGCUUUUUUGGCGGGUAUGAAGUCAGCAGGCACUUGUUGACCCCUCCUGGAAAGACCAAAGAUGAAAUAGGACCAGCAAGAACAAUUAUAUGUGGUGGCUUUGGUGGGGUGGCACUGUGGGUGUCCAUUUUCCCUGCCGAUGUUGUCAAGUCUAGGAUUCAGGUGCAGUCAGUGUCAGGCGUCACUCCAACAUUCAGAGCAAUGUUCUUGAAGAUUUUACGACAAGAAG